Messenger RNA from Ruditapes philippinarum (Manila clam), 1373 nucleotides. Its product is annotated as ras-related protein Rab-7a. Gene Ontology annotation, cellular component: lysosome; late endosome; phagocytic vesicle. Gene Ontology annotation, molecular function: GTP binding; GTPase activity. The record is from RefSeq and is a predicted model, not a curated record. Gene Ontology annotation, biological process: phagosome-lysosome fusion; endosome to lysosome transport. The transcript is spliced from 5 exons. The coding region runs from base 163 to 783 and encodes 206 amino acids. NCBI's taxonomy places the organism in Eukaryota, Metazoa, Mollusca, Bivalvia, Venerida, Veneridae.
AAUCGAGCGUAAAUUUAAUGAUUCAUGUUAUCAGUUGGAAAACCAGUCACAGUCGUCAUUUGAUCACAUGAUCUAGCGCCAUUUUGUUCUGAGGGUGGACCUUUUGGUUGAAACUUUGAUCUCUCUUGGAAAUAUUAUUACAAAGAUCUGUGACAAAGAAGCAUGGCUUCAAGGAAAAAGGUUUUGUUGAAAGUGAUUAUACUAGGAGACAGUGGUGUUGGAAAGACAUCACUUAUGAACCAGUAUGUGAAUAAGAAGUUCAGUAACCAGUACAAAGCUACGAUAGGUGCAGACUUCCUCACCAAGGAGGUGAUGGUAGAUGAUAGACUUGUAACAAUGCAGAUAUGGGAUACUGCAGGACAAGAAAGAUUUCAGAGUUUAGGAGUGGCAUUUUACCGUGGAGCAGAUUGUUGUGUACUUGUGUUUGAUGUGACAAUGCCAAACACAUUCAAGUCCCUUGACAGCUGGAGAGAUGAGUUUUUGAUACAGGCCAGUCCCAGGGAUCCUGAAAACUUCCCGUUUGUUGUCAUAGGAAACAAAAUUGAUUUGGAAAAUAGGGCGGUAUCAGCAAAGAGAGCACAAGGUUGGUGUCAUUCAAAGGGAGAUAUACCAUACUUUGAGACCAGUGCAAAAGAAGCUAUCAACGUGGAACAAGCUUUCCAAACUGUUGCCAAGAAUGCGCUUUCCCAAGAAACCGAAGUAGAGCUGUACAACGAGUUUCCUGACCAGAUAAAAUUGAACAAUGAUCAGGGAAAACAAAAUCAAGGAGGCUGUGGGUGUUGAUAGGAAUACCAAGGACUGUGUUAUAUCUUCUUUUUUUUCAAACCAGUAUGCUCUAUAAGACUUUAUUUUAACAAAAAGUAGUUCAGAUGGCACUGGAAAAAUGCCAAAUAUUUCUUUUAAACAUUCACUAAGGAUUGAAGUAUGAAGCCGUAACUGUUAAUUGAUAGUGUUGUUGUUGAAAUUAAAGUUUGUAGCCAUCUUAGAAUGUACGAUAUUUGGUUGUUUAUAAUAUUAAGAACUGAAUUUGUGCAGAAAAUCAUUUAUUAUAAGAAUAAAACAGAUGUGCUGUCUCGGUAAAAGGUAAAUAGAUUUAAGCAUUACUUAUACAUAUUUCUUUUAAAGGAUUAGACUUAUUUACAGACAUAUAAGAGAGAGCGUUAUAUUGGAGAUAUUUUAUAGCGAAAAACAAGUCGAUUUUUUUUUUCUUGACAUAUUUUGUAAUAUUCAUCUAGAGUCAUUGGCAGAUUUAUCUGUAUAUUUGUGUGAAGUCCUAUAUGUUUAUAGAAAUAAAAGUCAAAGAUAUUUAUUGUCCAUAAUUAACCAUUCAAAUACUAAUAUGUGAAAUUCAUUUUUGUAUUCCUUUUUUUUUC